AUGCUGUUCUAUGUCCUACUGAUAGAGCAGGUUUCGGAUACCAAAAUACGGAUCUACGGCAAGGAGAGGCUAAGGGUUGGGGAUAGCGGCCGAAUGACGUAUGGCGAAAAAAUGGCAAUAACGCUCACCGUUAAACCGGAGCACUUGCAUUACAUGGGUUUGAUGGACAAGGAUGUUCUUUCAAAUGUGGAUUAUGAAACGGUGGUAAAGAAAAACUAUUUUUAUGCCGAUUUGCCGGCCAAUCUAGAAUUGAUCAAGUGUAAUAAGAAGAACUUGAAGGGUGCCGUUAGAUCCUUUACCGAGUUCUCUUCUCCAGCAGAACAGUUCAUAAUUACUAAACGAAUUAGGGGACCUGGAAUAGUAGAAAUUUCUGAGAUAUACGAAACAAACACAGAGCUGAUCACCAAAGAAGAAGACAUCAAAUUUAUGGAGCAUGCUGAGUACCCCCCACUUAUAAUAGGAGCUCUUUUCGUAGCAGAUACGUUGUUAAAGGUUAAUCUGUACAGAAUGGAAGACAGAAAACACGUUUUUCUAAAGGUAAUCAAUUUUACCGAUAUAAGAAGUGAAUCGGUCGAUGUUCUGGUCCAUCACAACAUGCAUUUGAAGAGUAUUAGUGGAGUAUGGGUGAUUGACACGUUUGAGUGUGCAAAACAACUCAUGAGGGGACGGUCUUUCUGUCUUAAUGAGAUCCUGGGCAGGAACUUGCUAGAGAACAGCGCGAGUGAUGGCUAUCAGAACGGUAACUGUGGUAAGAAAUAUGCAGAAGAUACCUUUUGUGCGCUGAUUAAGCUCGGAGUUCUUGAUUUGUGCAAAGAGUUGUGUGAGAUUACAGGGCACCAGUUGGACCGUACCAUAACUUUUAGAGCAGAGAGAACGGAGUAUCUCUUGAUGCACAGCAUGUAUCAGAAGAAAUGGUUGAUUUGCAGGGAACGAAAAGGAAAUAAUCAUUAUACAGGUGGGCUGGUUCUUGAACCACGAACUGGUCUGUUUGAAAACAUCAUCCUGAUCGAUUUUAACAGUUUGUAUCCUUCGAUAAUAAUCGAGGAGAAUCUUUGCUUCUCGACCAUUAAUAGAAAAGCACGUGCCGGCAAAGAAAAUGUUGAUGGUGCAUGUGCUGGCAACACGGAGGAAAUGGCAUUGUUGCCCGCGAUACUUAGCACGUUGAUUACAAGAAGAAAGAAAUUGAAGCAAGAGCUGGUGAAGAAGUAUUCGUCUACGUAUGAUGCACGACAGAAGGCCCUAAAAAUCACGGCAAAUGCUAUUUAUGGGUGCCUGGGAAGUACUGGCCGAUUUUCAAAUCUAGAGAUGGCGGCUUUCAUCACGGGUCGGGGCAGGGAACUGUUGAUGAAGGCGAAAUCGGAAAUAGAGAAAAUAGGACUGACGGUAUUGUACGGAGAUACCGAUUCUCUGAUGAUAAAGAGUGACUGCAGUGUUGAAGAGAUACCGUCUUUGGCACAAAAGAUCUGUGCCAGCAUUAAUAAUCACUACAAAUUCAUAAGCAUUGAAAUGGAGGAUAUUUUCGAGAGGAUAAUUUUGUACACGAAGAAGAAGUACGCGGGCAUUACAGUGAAAAAGGAAAUAAUACUCAAGGGAAUUGAGAGAAGAGAUUACUGCAUGCUAAGUAAUCAGUUCAUAUACGAUGUUAUAUGGAUCCUUCUAACAUCUAGCGAUCACAAUUUGGUAAUGAAAAGGCUUAUAGAGCUAAAAACUAAUUUAAAAACAUACGGCAAGGAAAAUUUCGUGCUUGAACGAAUGCUUAACAAGGAUCCUGAGAAGUACACAACACCUGAGGGAUCGCCCCAGGUACAACUUGCAUUGAGGAUCAAUGAGCACAUCACGAAAAACAACUUGAAAAUGCCUUUGUACAAGAAGAACGACAUAAUAUCGUACGUAAUGGGUCAUGAUGGUGCCUUUCUUCCGACAGAGAGCUUAGAGAUCAACUACGAGUACUAUCUAGAACAGCAAUUUCUUACUCCAUUUUUCCGACUUGUCGGUGUGCUCAAAAAUUUCAAUGUAGAUGCCGUACGAAGACUUUUCAACAUACAAAAGCGUGUUGUUUCUUCUUUGCGUAUAACCACGCCUUGCUGCAACACGCCACAGUCACAGACAGCUUUCUGCAACACAUGCAAUGCUGAAAUAGACAAAAAUUUCUUGCGCAAUCAGGCCAUCGAUAAUUUACGUGCAGAGAUUGAGCUUUUGUAUGAACGCAAAGUGAUGUGCCCGAAUUGUGAUAAUGAGCAAGGUCUGUUCCUUAAUUGCUUUAACUGCGGCUCCAACAUUCCAAGAAAGACGCGUAAUAAGGAGUUCGAUGAUUUUCUUGACGAUUGCCGCGGUACAUUUCCCUCUUUCGAGAUAGAUGAAAUAACGAAGAUGAGUGAGUACAGAACGGUAAAUCUGUUCUUAUAUUUUAGGGAGGAAAUUGAGAGGAGUUUUACAAAGUAGUACUGUGCCCUAAUGGGGAAUAAGACAUGCUUAUUUUGUUGUGCAUUCCCCAUGAUAUGUUACCAUUUAUUCUCCACAGAGCAGGCGACUGUUUUUGAUAGUUUCAUUACCGCUCAUUAAUUUUUUGUUCCAUCGUUCGUGAAUGGUGAAGAUCAACGUAGCAAAUCAAACAUUUAACACGUGUUAAAGCUAUGAUAAUGAAAUAAACUUUGUUAU
Molecule: messenger RNA, 2658 nt
Organism: Vavraia culicis subsp. floridensis
Lineage: Eukaryota; Fungi; Microsporidia; Pleistophoridae
Product: DNA polymerase (pol2)
Exons: 1
Coding region: 1-2442 (813 amino acids)
Biological process (GO): lagging strand elongation; leading strand elongation; mitotic DNA replication initiation
Cellular component (GO): alpha DNA polymerase:primase complex
Molecular function (GO): DNA replication origin binding; pyrimidine nucleotide binding; single-stranded DNA binding
Source: RefSeq, a predicted model, not a curated record